Molecule: messenger RNA, 525 nt
Organism: Chironomus riparius
Lineage: Eukaryota; Metazoa; Arthropoda; Insecta; Diptera; Chironomidae
Source: the annotation of a GenBank genome assembly
AUGGUGAUGAUAACUGAAUAUUACUAUUUUCUAUUUUCACCCGCAGUGUACAGACGUAUUUUCACAAUUAUUUUAAUCGCAUCCAUUGCUGAGGGUCAAUUACAAUUAAAUGAUUUGAAACAAAAGUUCUCGAUCACAACGUCAGCAUCGCUGUUGCCUGGACUUUUAGAGACCGGUGAGGCAUGCACAUGUGCUGUAUUUAUGAGUGGACAAUUCAAGAAAGGUUCUAAUGAUCAACCUAGCGGAUAUCCAGCAUUAGUACAAGAGACAGACAUUCAUUUUCCAUGUACAUCAACAGGAACGAAAAUGUGCGUCAAUAAAUGUUUAGAGACAAUUGUAAAGCAUUUGCCAAACUCGCCAGCCAUAAUUUGCGGAACAAUUGAUCGUGAUUGUCAUCGUGAGAGAGCCUACUUGUUUGUUAAAAAUUGUGAUGCAAAAUCGUGGAUCAACAGUAAUUUGUCAGCGGGAAGAGAAUAUUGCUGUAAAACUGGAUCGCCAGUAAGCUGCUUGGAACGGCUGACGUAA